Ichthyophthirius multifiliis is the source of this 790-nucleotide messenger RNA. RefSeq lists its product as hypothetical. The record is from RefSeq and is a predicted model, not a curated record. Gene Ontology annotation, cellular component: nucleus. Gene Ontology annotation, molecular function: ubiquitin protein ligase binding; S100 protein binding; tubulin binding. NCBI's taxonomy places the organism in Eukaryota, Ciliophora, Oligohymenophorea, Hymenostomatida. The transcript has 4 exons.
AUGAAAGUUUAUGUUCAUUUAAAAUUCGCACAUUCAGAAUAAGAAUAUUAAACAUAUUUACAUGAAAUACCCUAAGAUAAAUUAGAUAAUGAUUAUACAUUAAAUAAUUUUAUUUAAGAUGCUGCCAAAACUAGAACUGAUAUAAAUUUAUAAUAUGCUUAACUUUUAACUAACGAAAGUGCAAAACCAAUAAAAAAUUUAAAUAUGCUUUUUAGUAACUUUUUUGAUUAAAAAAGUGAUGUAUAUAUAAUUUGUGAUUAGCCAUAACCUAUUGCAGUUGGACGAGUUGAUGAAAAAAAAAUAUAUUAUGAAACAAUUAAGAAUUUUACUUUUUAUGAAUCAGGAGAAUGGAGUGUUAAAGUAUUAUUAGAUUUUCCAAAAAUACAUUAACAUAACGCAAAAAAAAUAUCUUGCAGAUUUUUAGAAACAAGCUUUGAAUUAAAAGUGCAUGAAUUUAAUGGAAAAAAUUAUUAGUUUUCUGCUCCAAGAACUAUGUAUAGUCUUGAUCCUGAAAAAUCUAAAAUCUAAAUAAAGGAAAAUUAAAUAGUAAUUUUAAUCAGAAAAGCAAAAAAAGAAGAUUCUUGGUUUACUUUGUUUAAAGUAAAAUGUAUUGGAGAAUGAGAUACAAAUUAAAAAUAUAAUUUUUUUAAUUAAUUAUUAUAUAAUUUUACUAAAAAAUUUUUUAUAAAAUAUAUAAAAAUAAAAGCUUAUCCAUUUAUCAAAACUAUUAAAAAUAGUUUAAUUUGUAUAUUUAUAAGAAAAAAAAAUAUUAUCAAAAAUUUAAAAAGUU